UUUGUAAAUUACAGAGUGGAUCGGUGUGGGACCAAGUCAAGGCAUGACCAUCACUAUCUUUGAGGAGAGCCUUCUGAAGGAUGAACCAGGCCAUGCCUCUUUCUCUUCCGUUUUGAACAAAACCAGCAAAAAAGCUUCCCAAAUCACAAGCUUUUUGGUGGGGCAGUCGUUUAUGACAGUAUGAGCCCCUCCGUCUUCCUUCUAUGGCUUGUCACUAUUCCUGUCCUAGCCUACUCCGCCCAUUCUUCUGUCCCACCUCUCGGGUAUUAUUUAGACUGCGGGGGCUCGAAGGAGGUAACGGUAGACGGUCUGAAAUAUGUUCCUGAUGGAAGCUACAUCAAGGUGGGAAACACCAGCCCCAUCAACAAGCCUGGUUUGUUGCCCACACUGUCCACGCUGCGUUACUUUCCCGACGCGUCGGCUGGAAAAUAUUGCUAUUCGCUACCGGUGAUCAAAGGAAGCAAAUAUCUGGUGAAGACCAUGUACUACUACGGAGGAUUCGAUGGAGGGACGCAGCCUCCAGUUUUCGAUCAAAUCGUUGAAGGGACAAGAUGGGGCGUUGUGAACACCACUGAGGACUACGCCAAAGGUCUUAGCUCCUAUUUUGACAUCACGGUGGUGCCAUCGGGGAAGACCUUGAGCGUCUGCUUGGCCAGGAACUCAUACACCGGUAGCUCAAGCCCCUUCAUUUCGGCCCUGGAGGUCAGGAUCUUGGAACCCUCUUUGUAUAACCCCACUGACUUCUCCAAGCAUGCCCUUGUAACCGUUGCCAGAAGUGCCUUUGGAGGUCAAGAUAUCAUUGGUUUUCCAGAUGACAAAUUCAACCGGAUGUGGCAACCACACAAGGACCAGAAUCCUGUUGUGGAAAGCCAAUCAAAUGUAACUUCUUCAGACUUCUGGAACCUCCCUCCAGUUAAAGUAUUCAACACAGGAGUUACCACUAGUCGAGGGAAGACUCUUGAGAUUCAGUGGCCCUCUAUGCCCCUUCCAAGCACCUACUACUACAUUUGCCUCUAUUUCCAAGACAACAGACAACCAAGCCCUUACAGCUGGAGGGCUUUUGACGUUUUCAUUAAUGGCCACCUCUUCUUUUCCAACCUUAAUGUCACAUCUAAGGGUGUCAGUGUUUAUGCUGCACAAUGGCCACUUUUUGGGCAGACCAAAAUUUCAUUGACCCCUGCUGUAGGAGUACCAGUUGGACCUGUCCUCAAUGCUGGAGAAAUUUAUCAGAUUCUACCGCUUGGUGGUCGAACUCACACUAGAGAUAUAAUUGCAAUGGAGGAUUUCGCAAGAAGCAUUCAUAAUCCACCUCCUGAUUGGAACGGUGAUCCUUGCCUUCCUAAGGGAAAUUCGUGGACUGGGGUUACAUGCUCUAACGGUUUUCAUGCACGAGUCUUGACACUGAACUUGACAAAUGCCGGGCUUUCUGGGAUACUUCCUCCAACCCUUGACAAUCUAAGUGCACUAGCUCAUCUGUGGCUUGGGGGAAACAAAUUCUCAGGCGUCAUCCCAGAUUUGAGUGGACUGAAGGAUUUAGAAACUUUGCAUUUGGAGAAGAACAACUUUGAAGGAGCACUUCCUCCAUCAAUAAUUAAACUCCCAAGAUUGCGUGAAAUUCAUUCUGAUUUUUAGGGGGAAGUUAGCAAACCGUUAUACUGAAGAGAAGUGAAGUGAAAGUUCAAGUAAGUGCAACACUGUACCCUUUUAGCUAUGCUGAUUAUAACUAACCGAACUAAUUGAGUUCCUCUGAAGCUCAAGGUCGCUCAAGAGAUUUACCAGUGAAAAUUGAAUGAGCAAAAGCCAUCGCAAAUUCGACUAUAAUAUAAUCGCUGUAUCUGAUCGAUGGGGGCGUUGAAUCAUGAUUGCAUGCAUUUGCUGCAAAUAUUAUCUGUAACUAUACCUAAAAAGUAUAUAUAUGAUGGGAUAUGAUUCAAAGAAUCUAUUUCUUGUUUAGCAACAUUCAUGAGUCUUACG
Messenger RNA from Vigna radiata var. radiata (mung bean), 1974 nucleotides. RefSeq names its product probable LRR receptor-like serine/threonine-protein kinase At1g51810. The record is from RefSeq and is a predicted model, not a curated record. Bases 181 to 1632 code for a protein of 483 amino acids. NCBI's taxonomy places the organism in Eukaryota, Viridiplantae, Streptophyta, Magnoliopsida, Fabales, Fabaceae. The transcript has 8 exons. Gene Ontology annotation, molecular function: protein binding.